Caenorhabditis angaria is the source of this 33985-nucleotide messenger RNA. The record is from the annotation of a GenBank genome assembly. NCBI's taxonomy places the organism in Eukaryota, Metazoa, Nematoda, Chromadorea, Rhabditida, Rhabditidae.
AUGGAUGUUCCCCGAUUAUUCAAAUGUGCCACACCGGAUUUGGUGAAGCGGAAAAUUUUUCGAAUUUCGAAUCGAAAAAAUGAGCAGCCGAAAGGUGAGUGUCCCUUUAAGAUUCAGGUUACUGUAGUUUUACCUACCUACAGUAAUCCUACAGUAAUCUUGCUCCAUAUGGGGUCCCCUCUUAUUAGUAAUAUACACCUGAAUAGAUGACUUAAUUAUGAUUUGGAGAUUAUUGUUAUUAAAAGCGAGAGAGUGUUGAGAGGUGAGAGACGCAGACAGCGAAAUUCGGGGUGUUGGUGACAGAUUUAUCCUUUUUUUUUAUUGGUCCAGUGAAAAAAAAACAGUCUCCUUUCCACCAACAUUUUCGCCCGAGGGAGAGAAGAGAGCUAUGGCCUAGUGGCUAGCGUUUUUGACUGCCGUGCAGGAGACCAGGGUUCGAAUCCCACUGCCCGCGCGCGAUUUUUUUUUCGCUCUCCAAAUUUUUCGACGCUAACGAGACCCUAUUCUAUUUGUAGUUCCGGUGGAGUAUUUUCUCCAAUUUUCACAAAUUUUUUUUUGUCAGAAUUUUUCUCGAGAGAGAAAUGACUCAUCGAUUUUUUUACAACACUUUUUAUUUUAUUUUUUUUUCUGAUAUUUAAAAAAAAUAAUUUUUUUCUCUGAAAAUUCAAUAAAAUAAAAAAAAACCUUUUAUUAUUCACAGCCAAAAAGUUUUGGCACAUUCAAAAUUCAUGAAUUUUCGCCUUUUUGUCUAUAAAAAAAAGGUUUUUCCCACAAUGUCAAAAGAAAUUAGGCUUAUUCAAUUUUUAUGUGAAAAAAAAUAAUCUCCGCGAUUUUUUUCUCGAAAAAAAAUUAUUAUUAUUAUAUAAUUAACCGCGCGCGCGCGCGCAUCUGGUGAAUCUUCUCCUGUUGCUUCGAAAAAAUAGUGUGCGAUUUGAGGAGGGUGCAGAGAUAAAGCUCAAAUUUCAGAGAUUUUUUUGUAUAUAUAUAAUAUAAAAUAUUCAAAAAUCCCCCCUUAUUACCUUUUUCCUCUCCAGUUUCAUUUCAUUUAUAUAAACAUUUGUCAAAACAUGAUUGGUCUUCGUGUCAAACAGUUGUUCGCAUUCUCAUUUUCAUCGAUUUUCCACCACAUUUUGUUUUGUUUCGCAAGAAUUCACAAAAAACUUUUUUUUUUCGAAAAUAAAAAAAAUAAUUUUUUAUUCAACUUUGAAUAAAAAAACGUGCGCGCGCUUCGAGACCCGUUGUGUGUUUUGUGUGCGCCUUUGAAAAACUACGGUAGUCAAAUUUUUUUCUUGUUUUUUUAGUUUCAUCGGUUUUUUACGGCAAAACGUGUUCCUAGUGAAUUUUGACUUGCUGAUCACGAUUCCACAGUGAAAAUUGAUUUAUCUCAACUCUAAACAUGAGUUAUGACGUGGCGAAAUCACAGAAAAUCAAGGGAUUUCGUAUUUCGCCACGUCAUAACUCAUUUUCAUCCCCGAUCGGCCAAAAAAUCAAUAUUUUCUGCAGAGACCAUCGAACUAACAGUGAAUGCGAUCUCCGAAGACACACCACUAAUGGAGCAUCCACCAACAUCAUCCGAAACAUCUUCGGAUGCCACGUCACGUGCCGAAAAUGCGCCGCCACCAAAAGUGCCCGUUUUGGCGAUUGGAACAUAUCAUAGGAAAGAGGCGGCGCCGAUUUUGGCUCGAUUUGAUACAAUCAGCAAAAAAGGUGGGAGUUUUUUUGGGGGGAGGGAGGAUGGGAAUUUGGGAAGCGGGAAAUUUUAAAUUUUGAAAUUUUUCACAAUUUUAUAGUUUUAUUCAACAAAUUUGGAAUCUCUAACAUGAGCAAUGCUCGAAAAUUUCCGAAAAUUAUCGAAUUUUCGAGGUUUAACAUGAGCAAUGCUCGAAAAUUUCCAAAAAUUCUCUUCUUUUCGAGGUUUAACAUGAGCAAUGCUCAAAAUUUUCCAAAAAUUAUCGAUUUUUCGAAGUUUAACAUAAGCAAUGCUCAAAAGAUUCCAAAAAUCUCUAUUUUUUGAGGUUUAACAUGAGCAAUGACACAAAUUUUCAAAUAUAACAUGAGCAAUGCUGGAAAGAUUCCAAAAAAUUCUUGUUUUAACAUGAGCAACGCUCGAUUUUCGAAAAUUAUCGUUUUUUUGAGGUUUAACAUGAGCAAUGAUCAAAAUUUCCUGAAUUUCGACCGAAAAAUCACAAAUUUUCAAAUAUAACAUGAGCAAUGCUCGAAAAAAUCCGAAAAUACUCGGCUUUACUAGGUUUAACAUGAGCAAUGAUCAAUAAUUUCCAAAAAUUCUCUUCUUUUCGUGGUUUAGCAUGAGCAACGCUCAAAAGAUUCCAACAAAUAUCUAUUUUUUGAGGUUUAACAUGAGCAAUGAUCCAAAUUUCCUGAAUUUCGACCGAAAAACCACAAAUUUUCAAAUAUAACAUGAGCAAUGCUCGAAAAUUUCCAAAAAAUUCUUGGUUUAACAUGAGCAACGCUCAAUUUUUGAAAAUUAUCGAUUUCUCGAAGUUUAACAUGAGCAAUGAUCCAAAUUUCCUGAAUUUCGAACGAAAAAUCACAAAUUUUCAAAUAUAACAUGAGCAAUCUUCAAAAAUUUCCAAAAAUUCUCUUCUUUUUGAGGUUUAACAUGAGCAACGCUCAAUUUUUGAAAAUUCUUGGUUUUUUCAGCUCUAAAAUGAGCAAUGAUCCAAAUUUCCAGAAUUUCGAACGAAAAAUCACCAAUUUUCAAAUAUAACAUGAGCAAUGCUCGAAAAAAAUUCAAAAAUACUCGUUUUACUAGGUUUAACAUGAGCAACGCUCAAUUUUCGAAAAAUUAUGGUUUUUUUGAGGUUUAACAUGACCAAUGAUCCAAAUUUCCUGAAUUUCGACCGAAAAACCACAAAUUUUCAAAUAUAACAUGAGCAAUGCUCGGAAGAUACUAAAGUUUCUUGAUUUUGUGUUUUAACAUGAGCAAGGACACAAAUUUCCGAAAAUUCUCUAUUUUUCGAGGUUUAACAUGAGCCAUGACACAAAUUUCUUGAAUUUCGACCGAAAAAAUACAAAUUUUCAAAUAUAACAUGAGCAAUCUUCAAAAUUUCAUAUUUUCCACGGAAAAUUUCGAGUUAGUACUGUAGCUGUGCGAUUUUUUUUCACAAAAAAAAUUCAUAAAAAAAUCGUAAGCAGUUCCCUUUUGGGCGCCACCUGGAGCGCAGCUGCGUUAAAUUUUGAGGAUUAUUUUUUUUUUCAUUUUAUAUAACAUUUUUCUUCUCAACUAAUCUAUUAUUAGCCGAAAAAUUUGCUAUUUCUAUGCUUGUGACGUUGUUCAAAAGUGAGUUUAAAGUUUUUUUUGGGCUGACAUAUGAAAUGAAAAGGUUAGCAUUAUUUUGCUGGAAAAAGCAGCUGAAAAUUCCCACUUAACUGGAGUUAUUCUAACUUGACAUUGUUCCAAAUUACCCUAUUUACCUAAUGAAUUUCCUAAAGAACACCCUAAAUUGCUUGACUAAACCAUGCCGAAUUGAUGAAAAAUUAUUCACCGAUCUUGAGAAAGGUAUUUUGAUUUUGCCUGAAAUUAAAAAUUUUUUCGAUUUUUUUUAGAAUGUUCUGGAGAGCUUCAGAAAUCUGACAAGAAGGAUCGGAAAAAUGAGGAGGAGAAACUAGACUCUAUUCUUGAGAAAAUGAAGAGUACUGGGAUUUAUUGACAAAAAAUGUAUAUUGUUUAUAGUUUGCUCAUUUGUUCAUAAUAAAUUUUGAAUACGAAAAAAUCGCGGGCUACAGUAAGCACCCUGCAUAUCUAACUUGGAGUUUUCAGCGAAAAUAUGAAAUUUCUGAUGGAUUUUUGAUUUUCAAGUCAAAAUUCAAAAUUAAUGUGUUCAUUGCUCAUGUUAGAGCCCAAAAAUCAAGAAUUUUUGGACGAUUUUUAGUAGCAUUGCUCAUUUUAGAGCCCAAAAAUCAAGAAUUUCUGCACGUUUUCGAGCAUUGCUCAUGUUAGAGCCCAAAAAUCAAGAAUUUUUGGACUUUUUUGAACAUUGCUCAUGUUAGAGCUCAAAAAAUCAAGAAUUUUUGGACUUUUUUGAACAUUGCUCAUGUUAGAGCUCAAAAAAUCAAGAAUUUUAAAAUAAUUGAGCGUUGCUCAUGUUAAACCUCAAAAAGAAGAGAAUUUUUGGAAAUUUUUAAUCAUUGCUCAUGUUAUAUUUGAAAAUUUGUGGUUUAUCGGUCGAAAUUCAGGAAAUUUGUAUCAUUGCUCAUAUUAGAGCUGAAAAACCAAGAAUUUUAAAAUAAUUGAGCGUUGCUCAUGUUAAACCUCGGAAAGAAGAGAAUUUUUGAAAAUUUUUGAGCAUUGCUCAUGUUUAGUUUCAAAAUGAGCAGAAAAACUGUGCGGCAAUCUUGCGAAAAUGGGCGUGGCCUAAUUCUAGGCUUUUAGGGUCUCAAAAGGGUUUCUAUCAAAUUCGACUUAGCUCAACUUUGACAUGAGUUAUGACGUGGCAAAAUUGGAAACCUCGUGACUCAAAAAAUUAAUUUGUUUUUAGUUUGAUCUAUUUUUCACCUGGUUUUUUGUCGUAAUCAAACUAUUUUAAUUAAAUAUUCAGAAAAAAUUGUUUUUUUUUUUGAAAAUCCUGAAAUUCUGGAAAAAAUUUUGUAUUUUGAGUUCUAACAUGAGCAAUUUUCUUGAAUUUCGACCGAAAAACCAGAAAUUUUCAGAAAAUUAACAUGAGCAAUGCUCAAAAAUAGCAAAAGUUCUGGAUUUUGAGUUCUAACAUGAGCAAUGAACAUAAAAUGUUGAAAAUCCUUGAUUUUUUGAGAACUAACCUGAGCAAUGCUCAAAAACUUUCAUUUUUUUCGGAUUUUAGGAUCUAACUAAAAUGAGCAAUGCUCGAAUAUUCGAAAAUUAUUUAUUUUACAACUUUAACAUGAGCAAUUCUCAGAAAUUUUCCAUUUUUUUUUUUGAUUUUUUGAGAAAUAACAUAAGCUUUUUUCAUGAAUUUCGACCGAAAAACCAGAAAUUUUCAGAAAAUUAACAUGAGCAAUGCUCUGAUUUUUUCCAUGAAAACCUCCGUUUCCCUUUUUGUGUCGGCCUCAAAAAAUACAAGCUUUUACCGCCUUUUCUUUUUUUCACACCUGUAGAAAUCACUCGCCCUUUCCUUUUGUUUUUAUUAAUAAAAAAAAAUAACAAAAGAUCCCGGGUGGUAGUAGUAAUUGCUCAUAUUUACAAGCCCCCCCUUUUUCUCAAACCCUAAAAGGCGGUGUUCUUCUUUUUUUUUUUGGUGGUGUUUUACAAGCAGAUAUGAAUAUUUAUUCAAUUAUUAUGAAUAAACAAUACAGAAAAAGUUUUUUUUUGUGGGAAAAAAUUACUUUUUUUUGAUUUUCGCGCCAAAACCUACAGUAUCCCAGGUUUUUUACAUCAAAGAAUUACAGUAAAAACUACUGUAAGUCCCCUUUCCUGUCCCUUUUUGUUGCCAAAAAAAGUGUGAAAACAAUAGCCUAGGCAGCUAGGAUAACUAUAAUUGGUUGUUUAUCGGGUUGGCCACAAAAAAGUCAAGGCCGGUUUAUUUUCCUGCUUUGAUUUGCCUUUUAUUUUGUUUACAGUAUAUUUUUAAUUGCUAAUUAGGAUUUUUGGCGGGUUUUUGUGUUAAUAUGAGCAAUUCAUAUGGAGGUACAGUACUUUAAAGGAACAUUGUUCCCCGAAAUUCAAAAUCCAUCUUGUUUGAACUCAAAAUGAUGCGCUUUGAGUAACACAGUGAACUACAGUAAUUUAAAGGAACAUGGAUGAUUGCUCAUAUUAUUAAAGCUGCAAAAAUAGUUCCAUCGCUUCUGAUUCGAAUAUUUUUUUUGCACCAACUAUAACCUAGAUUAAAAAUUGGGUAGAGAAGGAUUAUUGACUGAAAAUCUGGUGAAAAUUUGAAAAAUUCUCGAAAAUUCAACAAUUUUCAGUGAAAUUGAGGAUUUUGGAUGGAAAUUUGAGAUUUCCGGGGUUCCCAUGCAAAAAACACACAUUUUUUGUCAGAAAUCCUCUAAAGGGCUCAAAAUUCACGAUUUUCUCAAUUUUUCCCAGGUUUUCAGUCAAAAAUCCCCCAUAAUUUUUGACUUAGAUACGCAGGGCAGAAGGACUACUGUAGGUUUUUGAAUAUUCCCAAAAACCCACACGAUAGAAUUUUAUAUUUUUCAAAAAUAAAAAUUUGCCACAAAAAAUUUGGGAUUUUCAAAGGUCAUGUUGAAAAAGAAUUUUUGAUUAAUAUGAGCAAUAGAGCUACAGUAAUUUAAAGGAACAUGUCUUGUUUGUACUCAAAAUGAUGCUCUUUGAGAAACACAGUGAACUACAGUAAUUUAAAGGAACAUGGAUGAUUGUGGAUUGAUUGCUCAUAUUAGCCAAGCUGCAAAAACUUUCCCGUAAAAAACCGAUGAAACUGAAAAAAAAAGAAAAAAUAAUUUAACUACAGUAGUUUUUCAAAGGCGCACACAAAACACACAAUAGGUCUCGAAGUGCGCGCACAUUUUUUUUCAAAAGUAAAAAAAUGUUUUUUUUUAUUUUCGAAAAAUAAAAGUUUUUUGCGAUCUUUUUGAUUCGAAUAUUCGUUAGCGAAAAUUGCAAAAUUGAAUUAUUUUCGACAGAAUUUUCCUGAUUUUCAUAUAAAACCCGCAUCUCCCCGUGAUUUUCCAAUUUUCAAAAUGAAAUUCCUCUAUGUUCUCUUGAUGGUUCUUCUCGCUUCCAUCGCAAUUUCACCAAUCGAUGCCGCUCCGCCCGUUUAUUGGUGUCGAACAUUGGCCGAUUGCUAUCCGAUUCACACGAAAUGUCGAUGGGUUGUCGGAAUUUUGGGAGUUUGUGAAGUUUGGUGAUGGAAAUUGAACGAUAAUUUGAAUCGUUGAUAAUAAAUCUUGGCAUUUUUGGUUAGAUCUGCAGGUUCUUCUACCGUACUUCAGAAAAAAUUCAAAAAAAUGUUGAAAAUGAUUCGAUUUUCAAUUUUCGCUCGCAAAUCAAAAGCGAUGGAACUAUUUUCACAGCUUUAUUAACAUGAGCAAUCAUCCAUGUUCCUUUAAAAUACUGUAGUUCACUGUGUGCCUCAAAGAGCAUCAUUUUGAGUUCAAACAAGACAUGUUCCUUUGAAGUACUGUAGCUCUAUUGCUCAUAUUAAUCAAAAAUUCUUUUUCAAACGUGACCUUUGAAAAUCCUAGGGGGAAUUUUUAUUUUUGAAAACUGAAAUUCUAGAAAAUCGUGUGAGUUUUUGGGAAUAUUCAAAAACCUACAGUAGUCCUUCUACCCUGCGUAUCUAAGUCCAAAAUUCUGGGGGGGAUUUUUGACUGAAAACCUGGGAAAAAUUGAGAAAAUCGUGAAUUUUUAGCCUAAAUUAGAGGAUUUCUGACAAGAAUUUGUGUUUUUUGCAUGGAUCUAGGCUAAAUUUUCCAGAAUUUUUCAAAUUUUCACCAGAUUUCCAGUCAAAAAUCCUUCUCUACCCAAUUUUUUGCUGAAAUUUAUCCCCAUUUUCAAAUUUUUUGCAUAAAUGCCAAUAAAACUUGGGAUAUCCGUUAAUUGAAUUCUUCCUUUUCUUCUUCUCAUUUUCGCCACUUUUUGCCGUCUGCGUCUCUACUUAAAAAGCAAAGUACUGUAACUAUCGCAUCAUUUAACAUUUAUGUUAUGUUAGACCCGAUUUUGGGAUUUAUUUGGUGGAAAAUAGCGACUUUUUCGUGUUGUUGGCAGUUUUUAAUAUCAAAAAUUCGUAUAAUUUUUAUUUUUUUUAUUAAAAAUGUAUAAAACACCCCGGGGAAAUAAUAAUACGGGUGGUCUAUUUUCUCUCUAUCUCUCGCCCGACGAGAAAAUAAUCAACAAAAUUCGGCGCCGGGAAAAAUGUGCAGGGAUGGCCGAGCGGUCUAAGGCGCCAGACUCAAGCGUCACGCUUGCCUCAGGUUCGAGGUACACUGGGUGUUCUGGUACUCGUAUGGGUGCGUGGGUUCGAAUCCCACUUCCUGCAGACAACUUUUUUUUUUUUUGUUUUUUUUUGGGGCCCAUUAGCUGUGUCUCGCUUUUUUUUAUUGCGCAACACAUUUUUGGGGGGGGAAUAUUAAGAUAUCAAGAGAAGAGGAGACCUUGACAAUUAUUAUUUGGCAUUUCUCUCUGAAGUGGGGCCCCCAAAAAUUUCUUGCUAGUUUAUAUACUUUUUUGGCCCAUCCGUGUAAAAAGGAAAUUUAAUCAAAACAUUUUUUCGCACUUUUUUCCUUUUUUUCUUUUUUGGAAUAUUUUCAAGGCCAUUUUUUUGUGUUUUAUUAUGCUUGUUUAAAUAGACCGUGAUGAUGAUGGUCCUUUUUUGGGUAAACAAACCUUAGAGUAGGUGUGAAAAAUAGGGUUUUUUGGAGAAAAGUGACCAAAAAGUUUGUUUUGUGCCUUUUUUUUCUUCACAUGUGGCCAUUUUUCAUUAGACCACAUGUUGCUCUUUUUUUCGAUGAAAAUUGAUUUUGGCGCCGAAAAUCCCCUUUAUUCCUGGUUUUGCGCUUGUCCGAGAGAAGUACACGAAUUUUAUUGAAAAAAAUUACCAAAAAUGUGUGUACUUCUCUCGGACAAGAGCAAAAAUCAGCGGGAAAAUGCGAAAUUUUGAAUUUUUCAUUUCCCGCUGAUUUUUGCGCUUGUCCGAGAGAAAUACACGAAUUUUAACUGAAAAAAAUUUCAAAAAUAGAAAAUUUUUUGUACUUCUCUCGGACAAGAGCUAGAUUCAGCAAAAAAUUCAAAAUUUCGCAUUUUCCCGCGGAUUGCUACGUUUGUCCAAGAGAAGUACACGAAUUUUUACUGAAAAACAUUACAAAAAUGUGUGUACUUCUCUCGGACAAGAGCCAGAUUCAGCGGGAAAAUGAGAAAUUCAAAAUUUCGCAUUUUCCCGCUGAUUUUUGCGCUUGUCCGAGAGAAGUACACGAAUUUUUACUGAAAAAAAUUACAAAAAUGUGUGUACUUCUCUCGGACAAGAGCCAGAUUCAGCGGGAAAAUAGAAUUUUCUUUGUUUUUGUCGCAAUUUGGCUACCCAAAUAAUCUCUAUUUGUGUUUUGGAUGAUUUUUUGCAAAUUUUAUAUACUUAUUUUGCGCGCGGCGAGAAAUGGCUAAUUAUUUGGAGGAAAUCAUAUGAUUUUUGCGAGUUUUUAGACUAUUUUUCAGGAUUUUUGAGUUACCGUAACUCCAAAAUCUAUUUUUUGUGUUUAAAACCAAAAAUUUGAUGAUUUGACCUUUUGUUUUUUGUUUCUAUUUUUGUUUUGAAACAUGGAAGAUUUCGAAAUUUCCGAUCCAAUUGAUAAAAAAAAUAGAAUAGUCAACAAAAUUUUGGUUAGAAAAUUAUUUUCUAAUAAAAAAUUUCUCCAAGAUCCACAAAUUUUGAAGAUACUUUUGAUCUACCUAAAAAUUUGUGUGCCAAAAUUUUUUCUGAACUCAUUUCUGCAAAAAAUGUCAUUUUUUUUCUAAAUUCUUUCUCGCAUCUCUUUAAAUUUAGAUUUCCGGUUGAAAUUUGGAACGCUGCCAAAAAAUGAUUUUCUGUGCAUUUAUGCGUCACGGUGUUUGCACAAUUCGUUCUAAUUUUUAUUCUGAUCUACCUAAACCCCCAUAAAUUCUACAGUAGUCCCAGUCUAGCACAUCUGGUUUUUCUGGCUCCAAGUUUUUGAGGUCAACCAAAUUAUAUUUCUGAUGGUAACCCAAUACUUUUUUUUCUCUGGUUCAAAAAUAUACAUGUGUUUUUCGUUCGUUUUCUUGUCACUCAUCCAAUAUAAGCAGCUGUUUUAUGGUGAUAGUUUUACAAGCUUCGUCCAAGUUUUUUUUUGUAGUUCGGCCGCUUUUUAGAUGGAAAAGUAGAGAGUAUGGGAGGAGAGAGAGAGUUAGAGAAAGAGGGGGACAUUUUUGGCCACGCCCAUUUUUAUCGCGCACCACACAGGAACGGGAAUGGUUUUUAUUUUUAUUUUAUUAAUUUUUUGGGUGGCUGAAGGGUUUCCGGGGGAGUUUGGGGAACUUCUGGAAUUUUCUGACGAUUUUUUGAGAACCUCUGAAUUUUUCAGAAUUUUCUAGUGAAGUUUUUUGGACCUUCGGAAUCAAAUUAUUGAUUUUUGGGAACUUUUCUAGAAUUUUCUGUGUUUUUUUUUGAAAUUAAAUUAUUCUGGAAAUUCUGGGAAUUUUCUCUAACUAACAUUUUUUUAAACGAAAUUUCUAUAUUUUAUUGAAUUUCAGAUUUUUGGUCCAUUUUUCUGGAAUUUUUGAGCAACUUCUUAGAUUUUCUGGAAUUUUGGAACCUUUUUUCUCGAAUCUGACUCUUGUCCGAGAGAAGUACACACAUUUUUUGUAAUUUUUUUUCAGUAAGAAUUCGUGUACUUCUCUCGGACAAAAGCAACAAUCAGCGGGAAAAUGCGAAAUUUUUCAUUUUUCAUUUCCCGCUGAAUCUGACUCUUGUCCGAGAGAAGUACACACAUUUUUUGUAAUUUUUUUUUCAGUUAAAAUUCGUGUAUUUCUCUUGGACAAGAGCACGAUUCAGCGGGAAAAUGCGAAAUUUUGAAUUUCUCUUUUUCCCGCUGAAAAUUUUCUGAUUUGGAAUUUUUUUUGGAGAAUUUUUUCCCAAUUUCGAAAAAAAAAAUGUCAGUAAAACUUCUUCCGGUUUCACUUUUCCUUUUCAUUUUUUUUUUUGAAAUGUAUUUUAUUAAUCCGAAAAAUAUCGUAUAAUUAUUAGUGUACACAUGUUUUUGUUUUGUCCUCAAUUUAGUUUUCUUUUUUUUUUCCACAAGUUUCUUUCACAGCAAAAAAUUUGAAAUUUUCAUUUUUUUUUUCCAAACGACACUCCGCAAUCACGACAACCCAAAUAAUUUUUGUUCCUUUCAGAAUCCACUACGAAUCCACUACCGCAUCCGGCUGAUUGUCUACCUUCUCCAACAUCUGGAGAAGACGAUCGUCAGAUGUAUCACAGAGGGUUGCAAGGUCCACCGCCAGCGUGGCAACCGCCGAGACCGCCCGGUGUUGAGCAACAACACGAUUAUACCAAUGAUUAUGAGGAUCCGGAAGAGUUGGCGAGGCAGAGAGGUGAGAGAUGCAGAGUGGAAAGGGGAGGGGGGUGAGAGACGCAGAGGGUGUGAGAGACAUCAGAGAUGCUAGAGAGCUGAUAGAGUUAGAGAUAUAGAGAGACGUAGAGAAGAUGGGCAGAGUUAGAGACGCAGAGAAGCUAGAGACUGUUAGAGAUACCAUUUAGGUGAGAGAUGCAGAGAAGCUAGAGAAAUAGUGAAUCUAAGCUAGGAGACACUGCUUACUCAGAAAUUUUUUUGUACCGGGACAGAAUUUUUUAAGCACAUUGUUCGAGUACUGUCUAUAUUUUGUGCAGGUGAUGACGUCACGGCAUGCACAAAAUAUAGACAGUACUCGAACAAUGUGCUUAAAAAAUUCUGUCCCGGUACAAAAAAAUUUCUGAGUAGGUUAGAGUCUCAGAGAGAGAGAGAGUGUUCAGAGGAAAAUAACCGAGAGGUUAGAGACGCAUAGAGGGUAGAGAUAGAGAGAGAGAGAGCUAGAAGCUUAGAGAGCCCAGAGAAAUUAGAUAAGGUUAUAGAUGCAGAGAGAGAGAGUUCAGAGGAAGAUAACUGAGAGGUUAGAGACGCAGAGAAACUAGAGAAUUAGUGAAUCUAAACUAGGAGACACUGAUUAGGUUAGAGAUGCAGAGAAGGCAGAGAAACAGAAUAGCUAGAAGCUUAGAGAGCCCAGAGAAAUUAGAUGCGGUUAGGGACGCAGAGAAGCUAGAGAUGAUUAAAAACAAAUUUUUUUUUAAAUGUUUUGCCACGUGGAUUCUGUUAGAGACGCAGACACAGAUAUUUUUUUUUCAAUCAAAAAGUUCUGAUUUAUUUAUUUAUGCCUGUAUGUGUGUAUUUUUAUUGCUCAUGCCAUUUUUUAUUAUAUUUUUUUACACAAUCAUUUUUUUUAUUUGAUAAUGAAUGAAUCAGCAAAGGGAAAAAUAUUCUUCAACACAAAACCGACAAUUUUUUGGAGGGUAUGUAGAUCAAAAAUUUGGGUGAAGCGGGAAAAUUUGGAUUUUUUUUUCUUUCUUGGGAAAAAAAUUUCAAUUUUCAGAUGGAUUGCUGAUUAAAACUACACCGCCUCCGGCCACGAGCAAUUCGUCCUAUGAAAUGUCGAUGUCACAACAGGUAGGGCUGGAAAUCUGAAAAUUCUAGCACGAUUUUCAGCAGGGAAAAUUUGAUUUUGGUAUUUUUGGGCUGAAAAUUUCAGAGCUUCAAAUUUUUUUUUCACAAAAUAUAAUUUUGCAGCGCCGCUCUCAACAGGCACAAAUGCGCUCCACCGAACAAUUUGGCGAUUGGCCAAACUCGUCAAAUUCCGACGGAACAAUUUUGCACAAGAAUGCCGAAGGAGCUUAUUAUAUACCAAGUGGAAGUUGUGAGUGAUUCGAUUUUUCUCGGGGGUUACUGUAGGGGUUUUUUGGCGCCAAAAUUGAAUUUGAAAAAUCAAGUUUCGCGCAAAAAAUUGAAUUUGAAUUCGAAUGUUUGGCGCUAAAAAUUGAGUUUGAAAGAACAUUUCCACGUGGAUUUUUUUGCGCCAAAAAUUUAAAUUCAAAAAAAAAUUAAUUUCCGCGCACAUUUUCCGGGUUACUGUAGGGUUUUUGGCGCCAAAUUCCACGUGGAUUUUCGGUACUAAAAAUUGAAUUUGAAAAAUCAAGUUUCGCGUAAAAAAUUGCAUUUGAAAGAACAUUUCCACGUGGAUUUUUUUGCGCCAAAAAUGUAAAUUUUCCGGGUUACUGUAGAUUUUUUUUAUUCCAGGGAUUAUUUUUAUCAAAAAUUUUUCCUAGAUAAGAUAAUGAGUUUUUUUUUUGCUGAGCACACUUGACAAAAUAUUGCGCAACACCCAAAAAAAUGCACAAUAAAAAAAUAUCCAAUUUUUAUUGUGUAUACUUGAGAUUUACUCUUGUCCCACCCCAAAAAAAAGCCGCCAAAAAGCCAUGUUUACAUUUGGAUUUGGAUUUGGCCUUAGCCAAAAAUAAUGUACAAGUAACAAUUUUGGGGUACUGUAGUUUUUGGGGAACUUUCCUAAUCUUAAAAAUACAAGUAACAAUUUUUAGGGUACUGUAGGUUUUGGGGGACUUUCCUAAUCUUAAAAAAUACAAGUAACAAUUUUGGGGUACUGUAGUUUUUGGGGAACUUUCCUAAUCUUAAAAAUACAAGUAACAAUUUUUAGGGUACUGUAGGUUUUGGGGGACUUUCCUAAUCUUAAAAAAUACAAGUAACAAUUUUGGGGUACUGUAGUUUUUGGGGAACUUUCCUAAUCUUAAAAAUACAAGUAACAAUUUUUAGGGUACUGUAGGUUUUGGGGGACUUUCCUAAUCUUAAAAAAUACAAGUAACAAUUUUGGGGUACUGUAGUUUUUGGGGAACUUUCCUAAUCUUAAAAAUACAAGUAACAAUUUUUAGGGUACUGUAGGUUUUGGGGGACUUUCCUAAUCUUAAAAAAUACAAGUAACAAUUUUGGGGUACUGUAGGGUUUGGGGACUUUCCUAACCUUAAAAAUACAAGUAACAAUUUUUGGGGUACUGUAGUUUUUGGGGAACUUUCCUAACCUUAAAAAUACAAGUAACAUCUUUCCCCGCUGCAAAAAAUUGGGAAAAGUUUUUUUUGCGCGCAGAAAAAACCUUGUAAAUUUCUUCACAUAAAAUUAUGUAAAUUCUCCAAAUUCACCUCGAAGGAAAUUUGAUUGUGUACUUUUUUUUGUGAGAAUUGGCAGAUUUUUUGCGUUGUGAAACCUAUAAUUAUUUAUUUCUUUGUAUUUUUAUAAUCUAAUUGCGGUUAGAUGAAAAAUAGAAGUAGCCUGGGUUAAAAAAAAAUAAUUUGCGGCCAGGAGGAAUUGAACUCGUGACCUGUUUCUUGGAGAAAUUUUGAAAUCCAAAAUUGUAUUUCAAAAAAAACACUGUUGAAAAACCGCCAAAAAAUUCCACGUAGAAUUUUUUUUUGAAAUUUAAAAAUUGGAAAUUUUUUGAAUUAAAAAUCCCAACUCCAGAUUUUGAUAAAAAAAAUUUUACAAGGCUUCCCAAGGCUUUUGGAAGCUUCGUAAUUUUUUUUUUUGAAAUUUAAAAUUUUGGCUCCACUUUUUCAUCUGAAGUUUUUCACCACGUGGAGGAUUUCCAGAUUUUUUUUCUCAAAUUUCAAGCGAUUGUAAUUUUUUUUCCAACUCCAAACUUAGUUAUAAAAUUUGAAAAAAAUUAAUUUUCGCGCCAAAAUCUUUCUUUUUUUUUCCAAUUUUUGAGCGAUUUUCUACCUCUAAACUUUUGCCACGUGGCAUCUGAAUUUUAAAUUUAAAAAAAAUCCCAACUCCAAAUUUGGAUGUAAAAAUUUCAAAAAAUCAAAUCUUCUUCCAAAAUCUUGAAGUUUUGCCACGUGGAAUUCAAGGUUCAUUUUUUUUUUCAAAAAUUUUGAAUUCUCGCCAAAAAUUCACCCUAAUAAAAAUAGGCUCCGCCCACUUUUUUUCCUUCUUCAUUUCUGACAUUUUUCUCCUCCUUCUUCCUCAUUUUCACUUUUUUUCUCAUUAUUCACAUCUAGAAAUAUUUUUGAAUUGCCCCGAAUUCAAAUUUAAUGGCUGAUUCGUGUCAUUAUGCGUCGACCAGUGUUUAUGCGCGACAAAAUGGCCCAAAUCUGAUCUAUAAAUGUAGUUUGAACUCGCCACGAAGAAGGCUACCGCCUGAAAAUGAACAACAACUACAGUUUUAUGGGGAUUUCGGGUGUUUUAAUCAAGAGGAUUGUGAUUAUGAAGAGUGUAGGCUUCUUGUUUUUUUUUGGGCUGGAAAGGGCCUUAAAAUUAGACCUUAAAAUGUUGUUCUUAAGGCUAAGGAUAGGCCUUAAAACAAGCCUGAAAUCAAGCCUGAAACGGGCCUAAAAUAAAGUCUUCAAAUUCAAAUUUUUCCAGUGCGAACCACAUCGUCAACUUUGUCACCAGCUUCUGGAGGUGGAAAUACGAUUGGACCCCUCGGCCAGAGAUAUCAUGAGUGAGUUGUUUUUUUUAAAGGGACAUGGGAUUUUUGAAUUCUAGAUUUUUUCGCGCCUAACAAAAUCACCUGGCUUUUUUUAUAGAAAAUUUGAAUUUAGAUUGUUCCCGCUGAAAAAUUUUGUACAAAUUAAUUCAAAUUUUACAUUCUCCCGAAGUUUACCAGUUGUCCGAGAGAAGUAUACAAAAGAUUUUUUGCUGAAAAUUUGAAUCUAGAUGUUUUCCCGCAUUUUUCGCUUGUCCGAGAGAAGUACACAACUUUCAAUUUUCACACAUAUUCUGCACACGAUAUUUUUUUUCCGGAUGAGUAAAAUGUUAUUAAAAUUCCCCCUAGAUAUACAUGUAUAAAAUUCCCCAUAAAAUAUUAAUGCUUUUCGAGAGAGCAGAAAAAAGGAGCACACACACCUGGAUGGCUAACAUUUUUGAAACAAUAAAUAUUUUAUGACUUGUACUACACGCAAGCAAAAAAAACAUUCCGGAUUUUUUUGUUGUAAAAUGAACUUGGGGAAAUGUAUAAAUAUAAAUUAGUUACACGCCUGAACACUUUUCGAAACAUUUCCGGCCCCCAAGACUUCCGCUAACUCGUGUUUGAGAGCUAAUUAAAAUUGGGCAGAAUUUAUGGGAAUGUUUCACGUUUUUCGGCUUCACAAAGGGAGAGUGCGGGAAAAAUUUAAAAAAAAACAUCGUGUACUUCUCGCGGACAAGUGGAAAAUGCGGGAAGAUGGGAUAUUUUGAAUUUUUCUGUGUAGUUCUCUCUUGGAGAAUAUCAAAAUGUUCAGCAGCUUUUGAGAGCUUUGUGUAGUUCUCUUGGACAAUCACGAAAAAACGGCGGGAAAAAAUGUGAAUUUAAAUUUUUAACCAUAAAAAUAUAUCAGUUGAAAACUUCAACUAUUCAUGUUUGAAUUUUUGAAAAUUUUUCGGAAAAUUUCGAAUUUUGCGAAAAAAAUGCCACGUGGCUUCAUUUUUGGCGCCAAAAUGUUUUCAUUUCAAAAAAAUUUCAUUUUAUUUUCAUUUUUAUUCUAAUAAUAUGUAAAGCUCAAAAAUUCGUACUUUUUUUUCAAUUUAAAAAUUUUUGCUCUCUCGCGAAAUCAGAUAAGCUUAUUCAAAUUCUAACCUAUUUAUCUACUUCCAUUUUUGGAUUAACAAUAAUUGCAAAAUCACUUUUCUUUAGCCUCUUUUCUACUCUCAAUUAGCUUCAUUUUCUCACGAGAGAGUAAAAUGCACUUUAUUAUCUAAAUAAUAACAAGAACAUAACGUAAAAUUGCUCAGAAAAAAGAAUUGACAAAGAAACAGUGGAAAAUUUGAUUUUUGCAAAAAAAAUGCGGGGAAAUUCCGAUGCUUCUCAAGUUUUUUGUUGGGAAAAUUGGGGAAUUCCUGGAGAGAAAUGGGAAAUUUAUGAUUUGGCUGCGUACUUGGCUGAGUAUCUAAUGAAAAAGCCCUAAUUAUUAGGGGUUUUUAUUACAUAAUAAUCCUCGGGAGCAGCAAUUUGUUUUUAUUAUUGUAACCAGUCUGAACAGGUGCAAAUAAGAGCAAUGCUUCUUUUUUGCUAAUAAAAAAAGGUCAGGUGGAUGCGGGAAAUUUGGAAUUUCAAAUUUUAUUGAUUUUUUUUUGGCGGCAAAAUUUCAAUUGAAUUCAAAUCUCGAGAAAAUAUUAGUUUUCUCAUUUUUUUCCAGCUCUCUUAGGAAAAAUAAUUAAUUAUUAAUUGGGGUAUGAAGAAAAAUGACAUGUUUUUUGCUUGUUUGACAAAAAAAUGUGGAAGCAAAAUAACUUGGGUGAAGGAAAAAAAUUGUGUAGUUCUCGAGGAGGACUGGGGGAUUUGGAAAUUUGAAUUUGAAUUUGAAUUUGGCGCUCGAAAAUCCAGAAUUUGUGUAGUUCUCGAGGAAAAGAGAAUUUUUCUGCGAAAAAUUGAAAUUCAAAAAAUUUUCGGAAAUUAAACUUCAAGCAUCAGGUUUCUUCUUACUUUUUUUUUCAAUUUUAUUUUCAAAAUUUUCUCUUUCCCAACAUACUUUUUUAUGCAAAUUUCGCCAAUUUUCUCAUCUUUUUUUUUUGAAAAACUUUUUUUUCGCGCGCGCAAAAAGAGCUAACGAGGAGCACACAAGAAAUGCUCUUUUUGCUGAGAUUUUCAUUUUUCGUACUAAUUUUCAUGGAUUUUUGGGUGGUCCCACCGAAAUUUCAGACAUAAAAUUGAGCUCGAAGUUUAAAAAAAAUUAAUAUUCUAGAAUUCUUCUCCUCGAGAACUACACGAGUUAAUUUUGGACAAUUUUUUUCAAAAAUUCAAAAUUUUUGCGCGAAAAAAGCCACGUGGCAUUUAUUUUUGAAAUUUUCCAAAAAGUGUCAUUUGCACCGCCCGAAAAGUGUCCAAAUUUUAGUGGUCCCACCCCAAAAAUAAUUAUCCACAUGUGUGCUCCAAAAUUAGUUUGCCUAACUCCAAAGGAAAUAAACAUUUUUAUGAGCUCCCUCCCCCCCAUACUUUUUUUCCCGCCGAAUUUUUUUUUGACCCCAAAAGUGUCGGGUUUCUCUACGUCUCUCUUGUUUCUCACACUCUCUCUCGCCCAAAGAAAAUUUGCCUAAUUAAUUUGAUUAAAAAUCCGGUGAAUUAUUCAUAAAAGGCACCUCUUUUUGGGUGUGUUGACCAACAAAAACAAGAAUUUGUUUUUGGUUUUGUCCGAGAGAACUACACGGAUUAGUACUAUAAAAUUUUUGGAAAUUUUUGAAGAUCUAAUCUAAGUUUUGGCGCAAAUAUAUCCACGUGGCAAUUUUUUGUUGUGUAGUUCUCGAGGACAAGUCGAAAAAUAUUGAAAAUUCGAAAUUUCAAGUUUUACCGCCUAAAAAUCGUGUAGUUCUCGAGGACAAGUCAAAAAUUCGAAAUUUCAAGUUUUACCGCCUAAAAAUCGUGUAGUUCUCGAGGACAAGUCAAAAAUUCGAAAUUUCAAUUUUUACCGCCUAAAAAUCGUGUAGUUCUCGAGGAGAAGUCAAAAAUUCGAAAUUUCAAUUUUUACCGCCUAAAAAUCGUGUAGUUCUCGAGGAGAAAAUUCGAAAUUUCAAUUUUUACCGCCUAAAAAUCGUGUAGUUCUCGAGGAUAAGUCAAAAAUUCGAAAUUUCAAUUUUUACCGCCUAAAAAUCGUGUAGUUCUCGAGGACAAGUCAAAAAUUCGAAAUUUCAAUUUUUACCGCCUAAAAAUCGUGUAGUUCUCGAGGAGAAGUCAAAAAUUCGAAAUUUCAAGUUUUACCGCCUAAAAAUCGUGUAUUUCUCGAGGACAAGUCAAAAAUUCGAAAUUUCAAUUUAACCGCCUAAAAUCGUGUAGUUCUCGAGGACAAGUCAAAAAUUCGAAAUUUCAAGUUUUACCGCCUAAAAAUCGUGUAGUUCUCGAGGAGAAGUCAAAAAUUCGAAAUUUCAAUUUUUACCGCCUAAAAAUCGUGUAGUUCUCGAGGAGAAGUCAAAAAUUCGAAAUUUCAAGUUUUACCGCCUAAAAAUCGUGUAUUUCUCGAGGACAAGUCAAAAAUUCGAAAUUUCAAUUUAACCGCCUAAAAUCGUGUAGUUCUCGAGGACAAGUCAAAAAUUCGAAAUUUCAAUUUUUACCGCCUAAAAAUCGUGUAGUUCUCGAGGAGAAGUCAAAAAUUCGAAAUUUCAAUUUUUACCGCCUAAAAAUCGUGUAGUUCUCGAGGAGAAAAUUCGAAAUUUCAAUUUUUACCGCCUAAAAAUCGUGUAGUUCUCGAGGAUAAGUCAAAAAUUCGAAAUUUCAAUUUUUACCGCCUAAAAAUCGUGUAGUUCUCGAGGACAAGUCAAAAAUUCGAAAUUUCAAUUUUUACCGCCUAAAAAUCGUGUAGUUCUCGAGGAGAAGUCAAAAAUUCGAAAUUUCAAGUUUUACCGCCUAAAAAUCGUGUAUUUCUCGAGGACAAGUCAAAAAUUCGAAAUUUCAAUUUAACCGCCUAAAAUCGUGUAGUUCUCGAGGACAAGUCAAAAAUCUUCAUUUUCAAAUCAAAACAGCCCGAAAAUAUACGUUUCAAAAAAUUUUGAAAGUAAAAUUGGGAAUUGCAGUUUGAUUCGAAAUUAAUUCCUUUUUUCGACAAUACAUCUGGAUCUAGUUUGAUACUCAGCCAAGAAUUAGGUACGCAGCCAAAUUUGAUACUGAAAAUUUUUAAAAAAUUAAAUUUUGAUAUCAAAAAUUCGAAUUUCAAAAGAAAUCCACCGAAAUUCCUGUUUUGUCCGAGAGAACUACACAGCCCUCUCUCUUUAUCUCAUAAUUUCCUGGAAUUUCCCCUUCCUGUGGUGCACAAACAGAUUUAAUCUCUGUUUUUUUUGGGGUGUUACACCAUGUGCUAAUGCGAUCAUAUGGUGUUGGCACACCCAAAUCCACCCCCACCCAAUUUAUUUUUCGUCUUUUUCUUGGGUGGAUUUGUAUUAACUACUUAGUUUUGGACAAUUUUUGCCACGUGGCAAGCCCUAAAACCUCCUAAAUUCAAAUUUUUGCAGACCCGGACAUCUUCCACCCAACACUGGAUUUUAUCCGGAUGCCACAUCAACACUACUAAAAUAUCCAAUAACUGGAACUGUACAGCAAAAUCGAAAGUAAGUCUGAAAUUGGGCAUUUUAAGCUAAAAAAAUCGAUUUUUCAGGCUUAAAAUGACCUAAAAUUGAUCAUUUUUCACCCAGAAUUAGCCUAACUUCUCUCCAUUUUUUGAAUUUUUCAGAAGACAAAUUGGUUCGAUGAAUAUUAACAAUAACAAUAAUAAUAAUAAUCAGAUGGACGCGAAAAAGAAGAAAUUGAAAGAUGAGCAAGAAAAUGGAGCGGGUUGUUGGAAAACGGCCGGAAAAUGCACACUUUUUCUAGCCGCUGCCUUGAUUUUUGCAAUUUUUAUCAUUUUAUUCAUGUUGUGUGAGUUUUUUUUGGGGGGUCUUGCGUGGAAAAUUUGAAAUCUCAGUUUUUGGGGUUUUUCAGAAUUUUUUUUUCAAAUUUAGAACUUUUAGCGCUGAAUUUUUCUACGUGGAAGUUCAAAAAAUUUCCAGAAAAAUGAUUUUUUAACCCGGAACAUUUACGUUUCAAAAAAUUUUGAAAAUAGAAUUGAAAAAUCUCAAUUUGAUAAAUAGUUUAUGAGUUAAAACUAUUAAAGCUUCUCAAAAAAAUUAGGAUUUUUCAGAAUUUUGAAAAAAAAAUUUUGCCACGUUGAAUUUUGCCGAAAAUUAAAAUUAAAACUUUUGAAACCUGAAAUUCCACCUGGAAUUUCAGAAUUUUUGGAAAAUUUCCAGAAAAAAUGAUUUUUUUAACCCGGAAAAUUUACGUUUCAAGAAAUUUUGAAAAUAAAAUUGGGAAAAUUUAUUUUCAAAAUGAAUUCAAAUUUGAAGAAAAACAUAAAUUUCGGAAAAUUUUGAAAAUAAAAUUCUCAAAAAAAAUCAAAAUCAAGAAUUGUUUCAGUCAAAUCCCCAUCAUAUGUCUACACCGAACCAUCUCCAUCCUCCGAACUCUCCUCCCGAUAUUCGGAACUCGGCAUUCGCGCCCUUCCACCCGCCAUCUCACUCGGCGAACGAAUCGACGUCGAAUUCUUCCCGCGACACAUGGCCACCACCGAACUGAUUCUCUCCCGUUCCGCCCGCAUCAUCUUCAACGCCACCGUCGGCAGCGGCGCCCAACUAGUCAUGCUGAUUCGAGCCGGCGUUCCGCCGUCGAUGAGUCUACACGAUGCGAUUUUUCCGAUCAGGAGUGAUCGCAUUCGAGAAGUCUCGCAUAUUGUUGAGGAACUUCCGACGAGAAGUCGACGCAGUUCCGGAUCCUAUCAGAAUCAUCAAAUCAUGUCGCCAAGAACUACAAGUUUUGAACAAUUUCUACUAGAAGGCCGACAUUUUCUAACAUUUAUCAAUGAAAGAAAUCGAAUUGAGCCAAUUUCGUUCAUCGCAAAUGCUCAGCCACCCAAAAAAUUGGCAGCAGAAAAAUCGGAGCGAACACAUCCGCUGGCUCCGAUUUUGGUCUGCGAAUCGAAUUGCAAUAAUCGAGGCGAAUGUUUGCAUGGCAAAUGCCAUUGUGCUGCCGGAUUUACGGGAACUCUUUGCGAGGAGGCGAUUUGUCCGGUGGUUUGUAGCGGGAAUGGUAUCUUCUCGGGUGGCAGUUGUAUUUGUAAGAGUGGAUUUAAGGUGAGUUUUCUUAAAGGCGCAUAGCUUUGGGUCUCGCCACGAUCUCCCUUUAAAUUCAAAAAUUUCGAUACCAAAAUGCGUAGAAUUUUGAGCUCUACAAGAUGAGCGGGGUCUUGAGAGGAAAUUUUGAUGUGUACUUCUCUCGGACAACAUUUCGGCGUGAAAUUCAAACACAGAAUUUCAAAAAUUCGAAUUUCGCGCCUAAAUGUUCUCAGAGAGAAGUACACGAAAAUUUUGUCGAAAUUCCGUCAAAUCCACGUGUCAAAUUUUGAUUUCUCGGAAUUUUUUUAAAGGAGCAUAGACUUUGAUAAUUUGGGUCUCGCCACGAUCUCCCUUUAAAUUCAAAAAUUUCGAUACCAAAAUGCGUGCAAUUUUGAGCUCUACAAGAUGAGCCGGGUCUUGAGAGGAAAUUUUUUGAUGUGUACUUCUCUCGGACAACAUUUUGGUGUGAAAUUCGAAAUUCUGUAUAGUACACGAAAAUUUUGUCGAAAUUUCGUCAAAUCCACGUGUCAAAUCUUGAUUUCUCGGAAUUUUUUUAAAGGAGCAUAGACUUUGAUAAUUUGGGUCUCGCCACGAUCUCCCUUUAAAUUCAAAAAUUUCGAUACCAAAAUGCGCCGAAUUUUGAGCUCUACAGGAUAAGAUGAGAAAUUUUUCCGUGUACUUCUCUCGGAAAACUUUUAGGCGCGAAAUUCAAAUUUUUAAUUACGAAAUUCUAGCGGGAAAUUUAAAAAUUCGAAUUUCUGUUGAAAAUCAAACUUCUGUGUAGUUCUAUCGGAGAAGAAAUUCGGCCAAAGAAUGUGAAUUUGAAAAACUUUGAAAAUUUUCCAAAAAAAGAUAGACUAACUUACAAAAAUUUUUGCAGGGAAAAGAAUGUGAAAUGCGCUCCUCCUGGUGCGAAAUCCCAGAUUGUAACGGGCGCGGAAAAUGCGAUUCAAACAUUGGAAAAUGUCGAUGCGACCCAAAAUGGACUGGAGAAUCGUGCGAACUUCGCGCAUGUUUCCCGCAUCCAACAUGCUCCGAUCGAGGAAUCUGUUCGAAUGGAACAUGUUAUUGUCAAGAAGGUUGGCGAGGCGAAGAUUGCUCGAUUUUUGUCGAUUUUUUGGCGGCGCAACCUUCUGAUAAAUCACAGGGAUUAGCUCCGAAAUCAGCACCGGUUCAAAUUCAGAUUCCCAGAAAACCUCAAGUUACUACCACAACUACGAGCCCGACUUUGAAACCUAGUUCAAAUUUGAAUAUGAAUUCCGAAAAAUCGUGUGCGAAUGGGAAAUUGAAUGAUGAGAAAAUUUGCGUUUGUGAUGUUGGUUUUGGCGGGAGAAACUGUGAGAAAAGUGAGUUUGCGUAAAAUUCAAAAUUUUUAAAUUUUGUGUAGUUCUCCUGGACAAUAUUUUAGCGGGAAAUUCAAAAAUUCAAAUUUCUUGUGAUUUUUUUUCAAUGUUUUUUGUUGUAAUUCUCUGACAUUUUGAAUUUGCAGCCAAAUUUCUUCUCCGAGAGAACUACACAAAAAAAAUUUGAAAAAAAUCACAAGAAAUUUGAAUUUUUGAAUUUCCCGCUAAAAUGUUGUCCAGUAGAAUCUCGCGCCGUAAUGUUUUACGAGAUUUUUAAUUCUGUGAAGUUCUCUCGGACAAUAUUUUAGCGGGAAAUUCAAAAAUUCAAAUUUCUUGUACUUUUUUUGAAAGUCAAGUGUAGUUCUCUCGGAGAAGAAUGUGGCACCGAAAUUUUGAAUUUGCAGCCAAAUUUCUUCUCCGAGAGAACUACACAAAAAAAAUUUGAAAAAAAUCACAAGAAAUUUGAAUUUUUGAAUUUCCCGCCAAUGUGUUGUCCGAGAGAACUACACAGAAUUAAAAAUCCCGGAAAACAUUUAGGCGCGAAAUUCAAAUGUUUGAAAUUCUGUGUAAUUCUCCUGGACAAUAUUCUAGCAGGAAAUUCAAAAAUUCAAAUUUCUUGUGAUUUUUUCUCAAUUUUUUUGUGUAAUUCUCUCGGAGAAGAAUGUGGCACCGAAAUUUGGAAAUUUCGAAUUUGCAGCCAAAUUUCUUUUCCGAGAGAACUACACAAAAAAAAAUUUGAAAAAAAUCACAAGAAAUUUGAAAUUUUGAAUUUCCCGCUAAAAUCUUGUCCAGGAGAACUACACAGAAUUUCAAAAAUUUGAAUCUCGCGCCGUAAUAUUUUCCGAGACUUUUAAUUCUGUGAAGUUCUCUCGGACAAUAUUUUAGCGGGAAAUUCAACAAGAAAUUUGAAUUUUUGAAUUUCCCGCCAGAGAACUACACGAAAAAUGUCAAAUUUCGAAUCGAAAUUUUCCAAAUUUUCAGAAAUCUGCACAUCGUGCCUAAACGGCGAUUGCAAUUCCGAAGGAAAAUGCGAAUGUUGGAAAGGUUUCACCGGAAAAUCAUGCGAUGUUCAAGAAUGCGCCAUAGGCUGCGAAGAUCACGGAAAAUGUCAGCCAAAAAAUGGAACUUGUAAAUGCGAAAAAGGAUGGAACGGCGACAAUUGUCAUAUUCAAGGUUGCCCAAAUCAAUGUUCAUCAAAAGGCGAAUGUCAACAAAAUCGACGAACCCUCGAAUACACGUGUAUCUGCCACGCUGGACAAACUGGACCCGAUUGCUCAUUAUCGAUUGAAUUACACUGUGACGAUGGUUUGGACAACGAUAACGAUGGAUUAAUCGAUUGUGACGAUCCGGAAUGUUGUGAUAAUCCGAGUUGUCUGGAAGAAAGUGUAUGCUCAACAGCGACUUCGCCAACUGAUGUUCUGCUUCGAAUGCCACCGAUUUUCAAUGCGAAUUUUGCGCAACGAGUUGGAUUUUUGAUCAAGGAGAAAAGUGUGCAAAGUUAUACGGAUCCGGCGCAAUUCAAUGAUUCGAUGAUUGCGGUUAUCCGCGGGAAAGUUCAGUGGAAAAAUGUGGGAGAGGAUUCCUCGUUUAGCCCGAGUAUUCCACUUCCUGGAGUUCGAGUAUCCGAUGCAUCACAUCCACUCUAUGGUUUCACCCUCAGUCGAAGUGAUGGAUACUUCGAUUUGGUGGUGAAUGGUGGACGAAGUGUUAAUCUACAAUUCCUACGAAUGCAAUUCAAGCCAGUUAAAAAAAGUGUGUAUGUUGCACCAAGGCAAAUUGUUCAUAUUGAUGAUAUUAUUCUCUAUCGAUCUGGCUCGCAAUCUCCACCGAUUUCUCAAGCGGCGAGACCGAAAUGCUCACCGACUUCUAGAAAGAUUCCAGAAGUUUCGAUUAUUUCGAAUUGGCAAUAUGUUAGUGAAGGAAUAUCGGAGAGAAAUGGUGCUAGGUUAUUGAUUGAUUCGAGAUCGAUUUUUGAGAGUUUACCCAUUGAAGGAACAGAUUUACGAUUGAUUUAUGAUUCUGCACGGUCUUCUGCUUCUCCAGCAACAAUGCUAAUCGGAUUACUUGGUGAGCAAAUCGAUAAAGAUCUUCGAAAAAUUCACCUAAAUCUGCGAAUCGCUGGAAGAGAAUUUGAUUACACACUUGCCCCAAAAGUUAACCUAACUCACAUUUUCACAUGGGACAAAAUGAAUGCUUAUCGACAAAGUGAAACUGGACUAGUUGCAAUGAGUAUUCGAAUCGGUUAUGAGUAUUUGGAUUGCAAUCGACCGUCGGAAAUUGUUUGGAUACGGCGAAGAUCGCAAAUGUUGGGAGCGACGGCGCGGAAAAUGAUUGGAAAUAUGUGGACAAUUGAUGUACACCAUCAUUUGGAUGUUGUUAAUGGUAAGAUACUUCUAGAUUUACAAGAAAAAUUCCAAUUUUUUCUAGAUAUCAUCGAAAAAGGAGAUGGUGGAUAUCGAUUAAUCGCUGAACUUGAGCCAAAAGUCUCCACAAUUGCUGGAUUAGAUGGUUCGAAACGAGAUAUUGAUUGUAAUCAGGAUAUUCCGUGUGAAGGAACUGGAUUAGCUAAGGUAUAAACCCUGAAAACAAAGAAAAAUCCUAUAUUUUUCAUUUUCUCCUCUAAAAAUGCGUUCCAUGAAAAAUUCAACAGAUCCCCUGAUUCAUCUCGUCGAGAGGAAUCGAAUGGUAGUUGUGAAAUUGUCUGAAAACCCACGUAACGUGCUGAAAAUGCGCGUAAACACGAAAAAAUAAAAAUAAAAUUUUUGCAAAACUGCAAACACCGCGACGCACAAAUGCACACAUUGACACACACCGUAUACCAAAAUUUUUUUUAUUUUUCAUUUCCCGCCUAGAAAUUCUCUGAAAAUGUGCUUCAUGAAAAUUGUCACAGCUCCCCUGAUUCAUCUCGUCGAGAGGAAUCGAAUGGUAGUCGUGAAAUUAUCUGAAAACCCACGUAACGUGCUGAAAAUGCGCUGAAACUUUGCACCAAAAAAAAAAUAAAAUUUUUGCAAAACUGCAAACACCGCGACGCACAAAUGCACACAUUGACACACACCGUAUACCAAAAAAAUAUUUUUUUAUUUUUCAUUUCCCGCCUAGAAAUUCUCUGAAAAUGCGCUUUAUGAAAAUUGUCACAGCUCCCCUGAUUCAUCUCGUCGAGAGGAAUCGAAUGGUAGUCGUGAAAUUAUCUGAAAACCCACGUAACGUGCUGAAAAUGCGCUAAAACUUUGCACCAAAAAAAAUAAAAUUUUUGCAAAACUGCAAACACCGCGACGCACAAAUGCACACAUUGACACAUACCGUAUAUCAAAAUAAAAUAUUUUUUUAUUUUUCAUUUCCCGCCUAGAAAUUCUCUAAAAAUGCGCUUCAUGAAAAAUAUCACAGUUCCCCUGAUUCAUCUCGUCGAGAGGAAUCGAAUGGUAGUCAUGAAUUUAUCUGAAAACCCACGUAACGUGCUGAAAAUGCGCUGAAACUUUGCACCAAAAAAAAUAAAAUUUUUGCAAAACUGCAAACACCGCGACGCACAAAUGCACACAUUGACACAUACCGUAUACCAAAAAAAAAUAUUUUUUUAUUUUUCACGCAAUUUCAAGAUUCCAAGGCAAAUUCCUAUUUUCAGAUCCCAUUAUUCCGGCCAACAAGUCUUGUCUAUGCAGCCGAUGGAAGUUUAAUCGUCGGAGAUCACAAUUUGAUUCGACGAAUCACAUCAGACGGAUCAGUCAACACUGUCCUAACUCUCAGCCUCGCCGACACUUCUCACUCAUAUUAUCUCGCUGUCAGUCCACUCGAUGGAACUCUCGUCAUCUCUCUCCCACUUCACAAGCAAAUUUGGAAGAUCAGCAGCCUGGAGCCGCAAGAUUCGAAAUCGAAUUAUGAAAUUGUGGCGGGCGACGGAAGUGUUUGCGGAUCGGCUGUCGAUGGAUGCGGUGAUGGUGGAUUGGCACAAAAUGCACAAUUAAUUUUCCCCAAAGGAUUGGCCUAUGAUCGAAAUGGAAAUCUUUAUUGUAAGAUAUUAUUACCCAGAUUUGUGUGCAAAAAAAAAUAAGUGACCGUAGUUCUGUCCUCCCCCUUCGUUUUUGUCGCGGCGAGACACACACCUUCAAAAAAUCGAUGCGCCUUUAAUUUGCAUCGAAAAAAAGGCCGUUUUAGGGUGUUUUGGGGCUAUUACCGGUCAAAAGGAGGAAGGGAUUUAGAACAAAUUCAAAGAUGAAUUUGCUUCAUUUUCGCAAUUUUGAAGAGGAAAACGGGUUUUUCAUCUAUAAAGCACUUAAAAAUCUCCUUUCAUAGGAUUUUCUGCUUUAAACAGAGUUGAACCUUCUUUAUUCUUCACUUUGUUAUCAAUUUGGUUGAUUUCUGCCUUUAUUUCAUGUAGAAACAUCGAAGAUCCGGAAAAAAACAAAAAAAAACACCGUAGUUUUUGAAAGGCGCAGCACCCGAAACACACAUGGUCUCGUCGCGACGAAAAUAAAGGGGGGAAGAACUACGGUAGAUAUUUUUUCAAAAUAAUUAUUUUUUUCACACACUAGUAUACUCUUCGUGAAGUGUAGUUGGAGAGAAUCUCAGGGUUCCCAACUGUUAUACUUUUUAUGUGAUCUAUUCUCAAAGUAGGAGUGAGGGGGGUUCCCAUUUUGAAGAAAAAAAUCCCCUGAAGUUACAAUAAGCGUGUUCGAAAAAUUGCAGCGCUCAAACCCCGGGGCCCCAAAAAAAAAGAAAAUAAAUAAAUAAAAAUUCACGAAUACUUCUACCGUACCCCUCAUCAAAGGCGCACACAAUUUUUCUCCCGUGUCUCGCAACGCGCGUUGAUUUUUCAAAAAACGAAGCGGUGUUUGCACAAAAAGAAACAUUUAAUGUGACGCCAAAUUUUCAGUGAUUUCGUUUUUUAUAAGGGGAGGAUAUCUAAAUAAUAAUUUUUGCAGUCGCUGACAGCCGUCGAAUUCGAGUCAUCGAUACAGCUGGACAUAUCCGAAGUAUCGGCGAAACCACUCCAGACACGCAUCCAUUUCGAAAUUGCGCAACUUGGCAAAUGACUAAACUUGUUGAUUUGCAAAUGGUAUGGCCUACCUCAAUAUCGAUUGACGCUGCCAGCAAUUCGAUUUAUGUUCUUGACACAAAUGUGGUUUAUGAGAUUGAUGGAGAUGUUGUGAGAAUUGUUUUAGGACAACCAGCGACUUGCACUUCAUCUAAUCUCACCGCUCUUCAGAAUCCCAAAGAUAUAAGUGUUGCGAAUGAUGGAAGUGUAUAUGUUGUUGAAUCGGAUGGCAAGCGUCUCAAUCAAAUUCGAAAACUAUCACAAGAUCGGCAAGUUUUCUCAAUUGUUGCUGGAGGCAAAUCACCGUGUAGUUGUGACGUCGCGGCUUGUGGUUGUGAUGAUGAGGGGGAAGUUGUUGGCGCAUCGGCGGCGAGAUUCAAUUCACCGCAAGCGAUUGCGAUUGCGCCGAAUGGUGAUUUGGUGAUUGCGGACGCGGCGAACGCGAAAAUUCGAAGGGUUUCCCGGAGAAGUGCGAAAUGGAAUGAGAAAUUGAGAAGUUUUGAGGUUGCCGAUGCGGAAAGAAUGGAGAAAUUGAUGUUUAAUAGGCAUGGAUUGCAUACAUCUACGAUAUCUAUGAUCAGUGGAAAGCCGCUUUUGAAUUUUACCUAUAAUGUGGAUUCGCCGAUUGCACAAUUGUCUAUGAUUCGUGGGGCAAAUGGGAUGGUUUUGAGGUUGAAUACAGCGAAUCAGACGCAAAUUGAAAUCGAAACAUCGCAAGGAGUUCAGACGAUUCUGACAAUGUCUGCGUUUGACGGAACACUUGAACAAGUUCUCUCGAGACCCGAUAGUUUAUCGAGGGAUACCACGAAACUGGGAUACACAUCGAAGGGUUUGCUGUCAUCGAGAGUUGAUCACGCGACUGCGGUUGGUUUUGAAUAUGAUCAAUUUGGAAGAGCGGAAGCGAUACGGAAAGAUGGAGAGAUUUGGAGAAUCGCCAAAGAAGUUGUGCAAAAUGGCGGCCGAGUUGUGUCGGAUGUUUGGUUGAAUUCGAUGAAAAUUGGGCAGGUUCGAAUAGCGGAUGGGGUGGAUUUGAUGAUCUCACAGAUGGAGCAUUCUACAAGAAUUAUCACACUUCGCAGAGAGGGUUAUAGUAUUUUGUCGGCGUUUGGAACCGCCUCGCUUUUUGAUACCACGAUUCCGCGGGGAUUUGAGGAGCCGGUGGUCUCGAGGCGAAGGACUACGGUACCGGCGACGAGUGAUCGGCGGGCAUUGACUACCAGAUGGGAUUGGAGAUAUACGUUCAAACGAGCGGCGGAUGAGCCGAAACGAAUUGCCGAGGUUGGAUUCAAGACGAGGGUUGGUUAUUGGAGACACCGUGUGAUAGAACUAACUUUUAACAGCGAUUUGAGUUGUAACAUUUUGCAGAUUGCGAACUUUUUUGGAAAUUUUGAAAAAAUUGAAUUUUUGGGGCAUUUUUUCAAUGUUGAAUUUGAAAAUUCGGAAAUUUUCUGAGAUAUUUUCAGAUUUUUAAAUAAAACAGUGUCAUUUUAGCGCGGAGAAUUUUGAAUUUUGAAAAAAUAUAUGCCACGUGGAUUUUUUCGAAAUUUGAAAAAUUAUGACACGUGGAUUUUUUCGAAAUUUGAAAAAUUAUGACACGUGGAUUUUGGAACCGAAAUUUCAAUGUUAAGAUUUUUUUUUUUAAUUUUGAAAAAAUUAUUCCACGUGGCUUUUGCUCUCGAAACUUCAAUUUUGAAAAAAAAUAUUCCACAUGGCAUUUUAGCGCUAAAAAUUUUGAAUUUUGAAUUAAAAUGCCACGUGGAUUUUUGGCCUAAAUUUAUAUUUUUGAAAAAAUAUGCCACGUGGAUUUUUGGCCACAAUUUUGAAUUUUAACAAAAUUAUGACACGUGGCUUUUUUUGAACCAAACAUUUUUAAUUAAAAGAAAAUGUUCCAUGUGGCAUUUUAGCGCUGAAAAUUAUAUAUUAUUGAAAAAAUUCCACGUGGCAUUUUAGCGCUAGAAAUUAUGAAAUUUGAAAUUUUUUUUAUUUUGAAAAAAUUAUUCCACGUGGCUCUUUGACACCUAAAUUUAUAUUUUCGAGAAAAUUCCACGUGGCCCCCGAACUUUUUGAAUUUAAAAAUAUGCCACGUGGAUUUUCGGCGCCAAAAAUUGAAAAAUUUCCCACAAAAAUCUCUGAAAAAGUUCGCAUCCCAACUAACUCUAACACAUCAUGCGGUGACAAUAACCAAUUCUCGAAAAAUCGGGGAAUUUUCAUUUUUUUUUCGAAAAAUUCCCCGAUUUUUCCCUAGAUUUUUAAUUAAAAUCUUAUUCUUAAUCUGAAAUUGCAGAUAAAUGGAGUGAAUAUUUUCUCAAUGGAAUACAAUUUGGCGAAUAAUCGAGACACUUUGAGACUUGGCUCAACUUCCGAUGAUUCAUCGAUUCUUUUCAAUAUUGAUUAUACAGAUUCGGGAGAAAUUCAGAAGAUUUGGAGUCCUGCGGAAAAUCAAUUGGAUGAGCUGGAAAUUGAUAAGAGUUCUGCUAAGUCGCAAGUGAAAAAAUGGGGAAAUUGGAAAAAUGAGAAGGUUUUUGAUGCGGAAAACAGGCUUCUCGAGAUAAAUGAAGCUGGAAAAGUUCCGCUGAAAUUCGGAUAUUUGAACCAGAAACGUCGGAAACCGCAGACAAUUCAAAGGGAUAUUUCGAAAUACACAAUUCAAUAUGAUAAUUAUGAUCGGAUCAAGGAGAUUGCAAGUGAAACAUCUGGAGAAACUUCGAGUUUUUCGGCGAUUUCACUGGGAGCUGAAGAAUGGGUCUUGAAGCGGAGAAGUUCAUUGAAUACCAAACCGUUUUUAGUUAGGCUAAAUGCUGAGGAAAUUGAGGAAUUUGCGACACCUGAUGGAUUACAUCAUUUUAUGAAGAAACGAAAUGAGAAAGGAGAAAUUGAGCGGAUUUUGAAUGAUGGAAAAAUUGUGGAAAUUGAUAGUUGGACACCGGAUGGAAAUAUUGCGGGCCUCAAAAUGGCGGAGAUUUGGAAAAUGAAUUUGACCCAUCAGGGACAUUUGAUUUCGCGCCAAUCGAUGAUGAUUUUGGGGAAGUUGAGCACGUUUAGCUAUGAAUAUGAUGAUUUGUUGAGAGUUGUGGCGAUUCAACCGGUUGUUGAGCAGAGUCUGGUGGAACCGAUUCAGGUGAGCAUUUUUUUUUUUGCUUAAAAAGCCGUGAAUUUUGAGGAAGUUCCGAAGUUUGAAAACUGAAAAUCUUAGAAAAAACGCAUUUUUUCACGAUUUUCAGAGAAUUUUCAAAAUUUCACCAAAAAAUCCACGCGGCAUUUUUUAAUUAAAAAUUUAAAUUUUUUAUUUUCGCGCUUAAAAUCCACGUCGCAUUUUUUUUGUUAAAAAUUUAAAUUUUGUAUUUUCGCGCUUAAAAUCCACGCGGCAUUUUUUAAUUAAAAAUUUAAAUUUUUUAUUUUCGCGCUUAAGAACCACGUGGCAGUUUUAUUGAAAAUUUGAAUUUUUUAUUUUCGCGCUUUAAAAUCCACGUGGCAAUUUUAUUAAAAAUUUGAAUUUUGAAUUUUCGCGCUCAAAAACCACGUGGCAUUUUUCUAAUUUAAAAUUUAACUUUGGUAUUUUCGCGCUUAAACACCACGUUUCAUUUUUUUUUUUGUUAAAAAUUUGAAUUUUUUAUUUUCGCGCUUAAAAACCACAUGGCAUUUUUAUUGAAAAUUUGAAUUUUGUAUUUAUUUUCGCGCUUAAAAACCACGUGGUAAUUUUUUUAUUCAAAAUUUAAAUGUUGUAUUUUCGCGCUUAAAAACCACGUGGUAAUUUUUUUAUUCAAAAUUUAAAUGUUGUAUUUUCGCGCUUAAAAACCACGUGGCAGUUUUAUUGAAAAUUUGAAUUUUGUACUUUCGCGCUUAAAAACCACGUUUCAUUUUUUUGUUGAAAAUUUGAAUUUUGUACUUUCGCGCUCAAAAACCACGUGGCAGUUUUUUUUGUUAAAAAUUAAAAAUUUUGAAUUUUGGAACUGAAAAAUCCACGUGGCAGUUUUAUUGAAAAUUUGAAUUUUGAAUUUUCGCGCUUUAAUAUCCACGUGAAUUCACAAAUUAUUUUGAAUAAGAAUUUGACUUUUAGAACUAAAAAAUCCAUGAAAUUUCGAAUUUUUCAAGAAAAAAAUUAGAAAAAUCGGAUUGUUCACCACGUCAUAUCCAUUUUCUUCCCAAAUCAAGGUUCAUUUUUUGCAGAUUUCCUACGAUGAAAGAACUGGUCGAAUCGCAUCUCUAAAUGGAUUUUCGGUGAUUUCCGACGCAACAACAAGUCGAAGUUCAGGUCAUGGAUUAAUGUAUGAAACAUCGAAAAUUGAUUCGCAUCGACAAAUCAUCGAAAUAAAAAUGAUGUUUGGAGAUGCGCGAGCAAAAAUGAGCAUAAAACGCGAUGGUGUCGGAAGAGCACAAGAGGAAUUGCUCGAAAUUCAAGAGACUUCUGGAUUCGGCUCGAAAACCAUCAAAACAAUUCGAAGUUUCGAUGGAUCUGGAAGAUUGGCUGGAAUUGAACAAGGAGAUUUGAAGACGAUUUUGAAAUAUAAUUCGGAUGGAAGAUUGGAGAAAUUGAAUGAUCAAAUUGUGGAAUAUCAUCGAGGUGGAGCAUUGAAAAUAUUUGCGGAUAUUUUGUAUAAAGUUGAUACAAUUGGAUGGGUUCAAAAAAGGAAUAAUAUUAGUUUUGGAUAUGAUGGAAAAGGAAGAUUGAUUCGAACGAAAAAAGAUGGAGAAAAUGAGAAUAUUGAAUUGAUUUAUGAUCAUGAAGAUCGAUUGAUUUCGAUUAAAAAAGGAGCAGCAGAUCUUAUCAAUUUAUAUUAUGGCUAUCCGAAAAAUCCAAAGAAAGUUUCGCAUUUCUCGAAAAACGCGGUUAUCUCCACGAUUUUCUACGAUGAAAAUAAUCUGCCAUUCGCAAUUUCGAGCUCAGAUGGCAGAAGAUUUGGAGUGAUUUGUGAUGAAAUGGGAACUCUUCGCUUGAUUUCCACAGAUUCAAAGAUUGUUAAGUUCAUUGAGCGUGGCAUUUUUGGAAAAGUUUUGGAAGAUUCCGACGCCAGAUUUUGGAUUCCUGUUGGUUAUUUGGGCGGAAUUGAGAUUGAUGGAUUGGAUUUGGUGAUUUUGGAGAAUGGAAGAGCGUUGGAUUUGAUAUCGGGAAGAUAUUUGAGUAUUUCACCGGAAACUGUGUUGAGAUUGGAAUUUGAAGAUUUGGAGAAUUCGAUUGAUUUGUUGGCGCUGGAGACGAAAUAUCAACCAUUUGCGUUGCCCGGAAUUCCCGAAGGUUUGUGCAUUUUUCAAAUUUAGCCUAAAUCUUGAACUGUUCCGGAAGUUACCUUUCUAAUUUUAACAGUAGCUGAAUUUGAGCCGGAAAUCCAAAUAUAAAUUUUGAAAAAAAUUCAAAACUUGAAAAAUUCCCCGCAAAUCUAAAAUUUGGGCUUUUUUUUUAAAUUUUGAAGCGAAAAAUAAUUUCAGAAAUAUCUUGAUUUUCAACAAAUCAAAUAAAAAUGUUAUCCUAAAUUCAGGAAGGUUUGUGGAUUUUUUUUUCAAAAUUUAGCCUUUUUAAAUUUUGAAGUUCAAAACUUGAAAAAAAGCCCAAAAAAAGAAUUUGAGCCGGAAUUCCAAGUAUAAAUGUUGAAAAAAAUUCAAAACUUGAAAAUUUCCCCACAAAUCUAAAAUUUGGGGUUUUUUUUUCAAAUUUUGAAGUUCAAAACUUGAAAAAAACUUGAUUUUUAACAAAACAAACAAAAAUUCAAUCUGAUUUUUGCAGAUUUCGAAUCGUGGUUUAAAAUAGUUGGCCUAUCUCCUGAUCUUCUUCCAAAUGUUCAUCUUGGUCUUCCCAGCUCAUCAUCUUCAUCAUUUUCUUCUCCAAUAACCCAUCGACUUUUGAAUUCUUUUCCCUCAAAAUUGGAUUCACUUUCACAUAUUAAUACAAUUCGACCAAGUCGUCUAAUCGAUCAACAAAAUGCAUUGAAAUCCAAUGAAUGGUCAAUCGAAGAUAUCGGAUUCUCAAAUCUUCUUUUGAUAAAUGAAAAUGAGAAGAGCCUCAUUGAAACUGUCACUUUACCAAUAUUGGAUAAAUCGGAGGCGGAAAUUGUGCACAAAUUGUUGGAUGGCUCGAAAAAUGUUGAUUUUUGCACGUGGUCUCCGAUUCCGGUUCGAUAUUUUUGGAAGAAAAUUGAUGCGAUUCCGGUUUUGAGUUCGGCUUCUUUACCACAUUUCACACUGGUUGUUAAUAAAGAAAAUGCGGAAUUGAGGAAUGGAAAAACCAAGAUUAUUGUGCAUUUUGCUAAUGAUAAGGUAAGUUUUUAGGGGUUUCCAAGUUUUAGAGCUUAUGAAAAUCAAAAAAUCUCAAUUUUUGCAGAAAGAAGUUGUGAAAAAACUAACAGACGAUCUUCGAAACCGCGAACAAAUCAGUGUUUGGAAAGCGGAAAGAAAACGAGUCGAUUCGAAUUCGAAUUCAUCCGAUGAACCAUUUUGGAUAAAUUGGACAGAUCGAGAAAAACGAGAAUUGAAAUCGAAAGGAUCGGUUAGUGGAUAUUCGAUUGAUCUCAAAUCACAUUCUCCAUAUUUUUCAACAAUUCAUUCGUGGAAAUUUGUUAAUUUGUCCAAUUAG